AUGGGCGGAUCAUCUUCAAGUCAAUAUAGUGCAAAAUUACGUAAUAAAGCAGAAAUAUCUGAAAAUGAAGUACAUAAAGUAAUAGAUGAGACUUCAGGUGGAACGGCUGUUAUGAAUCAGAGUCGUAUAUCUAGUAUUGAGAGGAGUAGUGUAAGUACUGGUAUGUUUGUGCAGAGUGGAAGUGGAUCAUUUGCUGAAAAAUAUAGUAUAAUAUGUUUGUUAGGUAAAGGUUCAUUUGGGGAAGUUAUAAAGUGUAAAGAUCGCGUAACAAGUACGGAAUAUGCUGUUAAGGUUAUUAACAAACAGAAUGCAAAAAAUAAAGAUACCAGCACUAUUUUGAAAGAAGUUGAUCUACUUAAGAAAUUAGAUCAUCCAAAUAUUAUGAAAUUAUUUGAAAUUUUGGAGGAUUCUAAUAGUUACUAUAUUGUAAGUGAAUUAUAUACAGGUGGAGAAUUAUUUGAUGAGAUUAUUAAAAGAAAAAGGUUUAGUGAAAUAGAUGCAGCUAGGAUAAUUAAACAAGUUUUUUCUGGAGUUACAUAUAUGCAUAAACAUAGUAUUGUACAUAGAGAUUUGAAACCAGAAAACAUUUUAUUACAAUCAAAAGAAAAGAAUUGUGAUAUUAAAGUAAUUGAUUUUGGUUUGUCUACUUGUUUCCAACCGAAUACAAAGAUGAGAGAUAGAAUUGGAACUGCAUAUUAUAUUGCUCCUGAAGUUUUAAGGGGUACUUAUGAUGAAAAAUGUGAUAUUUGGUCAAUGGGUGUAAUUUUAUAUAUAUUAUUAUCUGGUACUCCACCAUUUUAUGGAAGAAAUGAAUAUGAUAUUCUUAAACGUGUUGAAACUGGUAAAUAUGCCUUUGAUUUACCACAGUGGAAAAGUGUUUCUGAAGAGGCAAAGGAUCUUAUUCGUAAGAUGCUCACUUUUCAUCCCUCACUUAGAAUAUCAGCUGCUCAGUGCCUUGAACACUCAUGGAUACAAAAGUAUGCAAUAGAAUCCCCAUCAAUUGAUGAUUUACCUUCUUUAGAGUCAGCAAUGACUAAUAUACAACACUUUCAAGCUGAAAAAAAGCUUGCACAAGCAGCAUUAUUAUAUAUGGCUAGUAGACUGACAACUCAUGAAGAGACAAAAAAACUUACAGAUAUUUUUAGAAAAUUAGACCUUAAUAAUGAUGGGAUGUUGGAUAGAAAUGAGCUUAUUAGGGGUUAUCAAGAUUUUGUUAGACUUAAAGAUAUUGAUUCCCUAUCUAAUAACCGUACUAGUACAAAUUUUAGUAAUAUAAAUAUUGAAGAACAGGUAGAUAGUUUGAUGCCAUUAUUAGAUAUGGAUAAAUCUGGAUCUAUUGGAUAUUCAGAAUUUGUCACUUGUGCUAUUGAUAGAAAUGUCUUAUUAAGUAAAGAGCGAAUGGAAAGAGCUUUCCAGAUGUUUGAUAAGGAUGGGUCUGGUAAAAUUUCAACUCAAGAACUUUUUAGAUUAUUUUCUCAAGAGGACGACAAAAUAGAGAUGAGUGAAUUAAAAAAGAUUAUAAAGCAAGUUGAUAAGAAUAAUGAUGGAGGAGUGGAUUUUAAUGAAUUUGUUGAAAUGUUGCAAAAUCUUGUUCCAUGUUCUAAUUAA
Cryptosporidium muris RN66 is the source of this 1608-nucleotide messenger RNA. RefSeq names its product calcium-dependent protein kinase, putative. Gene Ontology annotation, molecular function: calcium ion binding; calcium/calmodulin-dependent protein kinase activity; calcium-dependent protein serine/threonine kinase activity. Bases 1 to 1608 code for a protein of 535 amino acids. The record is from RefSeq and is a predicted model, not a curated record. NCBI's taxonomy places the organism in Eukaryota, Apicomplexa, Conoidasida, Eucoccidiorida, Cryptosporidiidae. Gene Ontology annotation, cellular component: cytoplasm; nucleus. Gene Ontology annotation, biological process: peptidyl-serine phosphorylation; protein autophosphorylation; intracellular signal transduction. The transcript has a single exon.